Molecule: messenger RNA, 785 nt
Organism: Zonotrichia albicollis (white-throated sparrow)
Lineage: Eukaryota; Metazoa; Chordata; Aves; Passeriformes; Passerellidae
Source: RefSeq, a predicted model, not a curated record
GUGUCGACUUCAAGAUGAAGACCAUCGAGGUGGAUGGGAUCAAGGUGCGGAUACAGAUCUGGGACACAGCCGGCCAGGAGCGGUACCAGACCAUCACCAAACAGUACUACCGGAGGGCUCAGGGCAUUUUCUUGGUGUACGACAUCAGCAGCGAGCGCUCCUACCAGCACAUCGUGAAGUGGGCCAGCGAUGUGGAUGAGUAUGCACCCGAGGGCGUCCAGAAAAUCCUCAUCGGGAACAAGGCGGACGAGGAGCACAAGAGGCAAGUGCCCAAAGAGCAAGGGUUGCAGCUGGCCAGAGAAUACGGGAUGGACUUCUACGAGACCAGUGCCUGCAGCAACCUCAACAUCAAGGAGUCCUUCACACGGCUGACGGAGCUGGUGCUGCAGGCGCACCGCAAGGAGCUGGACGAGCUGCGGGGGCUGCCCCGCGCCCCCACCCUGGCCCAGCUGGAGGAGGAUGAGCAGCAGCCCCUGGGGAGUGAGGACACCCCCAAAACCUGCUGGUGUUGAAGGCUGAGACCCCCCGACCCCUCCUCCCCAGACUGUGUCAGGGGGCACGGUAGGGGCAGGAUUGAGGCAGCCCCCACAGAGUGGGGAGUGACACGGGACACCCCCAGGGACAGGGAAUGUGGCAAGGGGGCUCCCCAUCCUGGCACCUGUGCCCUCCUCGGCUCACGGGUAGGGUGGGGGCUGUCCAGGCACUGUGUGCCCACCCUGUGCCACCCCGUGCCCGUGGGACCCCCGGUUUUACACAGUGGUUUGCAGAAUAAAGGUGAUGCUGGA